UUUAAAGAAGAAGAAGAAGAGAAUAGAGAGAGGAAUGGAAGUAGACAGAGAAUAUAGAGAGCUAGAAUUACGUAUGGGGGGGAACCGAAGAAGGGAAAGAGAGAAAAAAGCGCGCCUGGCGUAAACGGAAGCCGGGAAAGAGUUUCGAAAAUAGCGAAGUGGUGCGGAGGCAGGGAAUCGGCGAGGGACUGUGGAGGCGAGGGUAACAAGGGAUAGUGGGCCACCACGUGGGAAACUAUUUCGGUGUGGUCCUCGCCGCCUGGAAUGUGGAGCGUCGUUUGCUUUUAUUUUACAGAUCCUUUUUCCUCAGCAUGUCGAGUUUUAUGAAUUAAUAUUUAAAUUGUCAUGUAAAUGGCAGGCUUUCUCACUACAUUUCUCCCGCACUGCUCAUCUUAUCUCGGCCAGGCCACUUAUCUAGCACGUUUUAGACGGGGUUUCUUAUGAAUGUAGCCCUUAUCAAGUUAUUGAAUUGUGGUUAUGCUUCGAAGAUAACCGACACAAUUUUAACGACAUGCUACUAAUCUAUGAUGCUGUGGAGCUGUCAGAUAAGUUAUCAGUUUAAAAACGGUCCCCUAGAAAGUGGCUCGAGCCCUCUUGUCCCAGUGGCCCGACAGGCGGAGAUCUGUCAGUGGCAGAGAGGCAGGUGUAAACGUUAGUGCCAUGACAUUCGCCUUCACUUGGUAGCAUGUUUAAAAAAAAAAAAAAAAAAAAAAAAAAAAACAAGAACCUAAGAGUAGGUGAAGUUGGUGGUUCGGCGCGCGGUUUGCUGUUUGCCAUGGCUCGUGUCCCAGGCCUCUCUCUUCCACAUGCAACCUCGGAGCUUUUUUUAAAGUCCUCACAGGCGCCCUGCUCGUUUCCUUUGCAAAUGUACGUGCUGUUGAUGGCUUCUUUUUUCUUUGCCGUUGAUGCCUUUCACUAAUCUAAUGGUAUUGGUACCUCUAAACAGCUCUUGGAUAAGACGCGGGCUUUACAAAAGAGCAGCGCCAAGAUAAAGGAAGUGUCACCUCCUGGGCCGUCCUGGGAGGCCAGACGGAGCAUAAUGGGAGUUGGGGCAGACAGCAUCCCUCUACUUCCCGAUCCCGGCUUCAUCCUGCGGUCAUGACUGGGAUUAGACUCUCACGUGGUGGUUCAUAGUACCUGCACAAUUUACAAUUAUUCAUUUUCUAGCUCAUGCAUGCUACGAAAACCAUGUGCUUAUAUCUCAUAUCAGCCGUGGCUGUAGCUUGACAUGAAAGUGAAAUAAAGUAAGCGAGAAGUCUAAAUAAGAGUAAAUGUUUUUCACACAUUCUCCCUCCGAUUUGAGAGUGCGUACCCGCGCGCUCCGCUCCUUCCCCCGUCCCCUCCCCCUUCCCCCGCGCGGGUCUCAAGGUCUGCUCUGAACCAGGACGGGCUCCACCGUCAGUCACGUGGUGGGUGCUCUCCCAGGCGAACGUGCAGGACCGUGUGCCACCAAAUUUCUUUCAAACUGUCAUUUUGCAGCUUCUCACCGCGUACUUUGCAGCCAGUUGUUGUCGGUCUCUUCCUGGCCAACGAGGGAUCCUGUCUAGAGCGAGUGACAUUUAGUGAAGUGAACGUGAAAGUGUUAUUUUGAACUGAGGGGUCGUGUUUGGCGCGCGUUGUGUCCCCACGUGGUAAACUUCAGUGUGUCAGUAUCUUGCUCCAGCUGUGCCCUUUUCACUUCAUAGAAGGCGAAAUCAGGCCACUCCACGAUUAUUUCUCGAUAUUCGAGAAGAGAAUAAGAGAAGGCAGCAAGCUUUCAUCAGACAGCACCAUGCGCGUCGCCAAGUGACAGCAGGAGUUGACAGUUGAAAGCUCGUGGAAGCCUCUCGCCUGCCCGCACGCCCGAGACCGCGCUGGGAACUUCUCAGAAAGGGCCUUUGCGCUGAAGUAAGACGGCCUCGACCUCAGACAGAGCGGAUAUUCAAACCAUCAUGCAUUACUUCUCAGACAAUUCCCAGGAUGGAGAACUUUAUAUAACAGGUCGCGAGAGGUCCUCCUCGUCCAGCACAGACGACCCUUCCUCGGGCGGAGACGACUCCUACCUGAGGGCGGCCGCAGCGGCAGCGAGGAAGCGCCGCGGAAACCUACCCAAAGAGUCGGUCAAAAUUUUGAAAAAAUGGCUCUACGACCAUCGCUACAACGCUUACCCAUCCGACGAGGAGAAGCUCCAGCUGUCCCGCGCCGCUAACCUAUCGGUCCUUCAGGUGUGCAACUGGUUCAUCAACGCCCGGCGGAGGAUCCUUCCCGAGAUCAUUCGCCGCGAGGGCCAUGAUCCCGAGAAGUACACCAUCACCCGACGGGCCAAGAAGCUGAAGGGCGUGUCCCCCCGAGACCGCAUCGACCCCGAGGAAUACUCCCGCCCCGCCCAGAACGACUACGCCCGCGCGCGUCCGAGAUGGGAGUCCGCCGAUCUCCCCGACCACGACUACGACUUCUCCAUGGAAUCCCGGGUGGCGUCGUGGGUGGCAGAGCAGCAGAGAGUGUCAGCCAAGCCCCAUUACGAGGCCGUGUGCCCCUGCGGCUGUGGCUCCGACGCUGAUCACACUCCAGCCUAUAGCGCUAAUACCACUACGCCCACAGCACCAACGCCAACCACCCCCACUUCAGCUCCCAACUUUGCUUCAGAAGUCACGGCACCAGCAACCACCACCACAACAAAUUCCCCGAUAUACACCGAUACAACACACUCCCCCGCAUACACACCCCACGACUCCCCCCUCUACCCCCCGUCCACACCGGAGCACUACGUCCCCCAGACAGAAUAUGCUCACCACCCCUACACCACGCCUGCUCAGGUCACCCCGCCACCCACGCCCCCAGAGGACGAUGCCGACAAGUUCAAGUGUCUGUACAUGCUGGUGGACGCUGCCCUCAGUCAGUGGGAGAAGCAGAACGCCUCCCCGCCUCCUCAAGACGCCCUCGAUACCACACGGACCUACCUCAGCCUUUAACGCGGCCGCAACAACCAAUGUAACGAGACUAUGCCAUCUGAUUUUUGUAUAGAGUGGAUUGUUGGGCAAGUGCAGUUUCUUGGUUCACUAGAGUACAGAACGAUGGGAUUCGUGAGUGAAAAGUCCCUUGGCGUAUCGCUUCCUCCCAACCUGUAUAUAUCUUGCACCUACGGACCAAGUUUAUAUACAGAACAGUCUUUUGUUCUUUUAUCUUUACCUGUGAAGUAUAGGAAUUGCUCACAGUUUAGUGAAUAAUUAUUGGUUCACUUGAUGUCAUGUUGGUUUUUGGUUGUGACUUUAUAAAUUUUAGUUACAAAAGACACCAUUUUUAAUUUGACUGUGUUGAUUGUUAACGCACGACUGUCAGGUAUUUCGGGAUUAGUACAACGAUUCUGAGCCUUGAGGGACACUCUCAAGUUAGGCUCUUGGUCGGACGUCGGAGGAUGAACUCUAACCCUUGGCAGUGAUUUGGUAGUUCGAACAUACUAACCAAAUAAUGAGGUAGCUGUUGAUUUAUGUCCUCUAUAGUACAAUGGAUUACCUUGCAAUGAUACAGAGUUUUUAGUUUUUCUGACCCGUUAUUUUUAGGUGACCCUUGUAUUAUCACGACUUAUCAAGAUUAGUGUAGUUUAUAGAACAUUCCAAAAUUGUUGUUGGUCUACCCUCACCUCAGAGCAGCGGCCGAGGGCGGGUAUCGCAGCUGUGGAAGCCGUCCUUGCUGACCUGAUGCCCGCCCACCACCCUGCCUCUGCUCUUGUCUCUGCCUUAAAGACAUAUCGCUCAAAGCCCUAAGAAAACGUGUAUACAUGUGCCUUAGUCAUGUCCAUUGCAGAGUCGACUGUUCUCGUAACUGCAAAAGUCUCAUUAAGUUCAAUUACAAGAAAUUACUCUGCUAUUAUUGCCGUAGUAGGAAUCUGUAAAUGUUAUACCUUGCUAACCUUUCAUUUCUUUAAUAUGUAUUAUUUGUUUGUUUCAGUAAAUGUGAUGUGCAUAUCUAUCAUUACUCGUUAGUAAAUUUAAAACUGAUAUUCGCUCUUUAUUUUUUUUAGUAGUCAUGACACGUUAUUUUAACCACAUCGCACAUACCUGGUUGUAGUCGAAUGUAGAUAAUUGUAUAAAUGUUCUUUCAGAAAAAAAAGUUGUUAAGAGAUAUAAGUUGAAUAAUGCUGUUUACAGUAUUCACAGACUAUAUACUCAGUUGCUGCAUUUGUUUACAUGUGUAUUAUGCAGUUUUUCAUUUUAUUUUGUACUGAAGCGGUUGCUUUAGAUUCUGAUAUAUUAUAUUUUGGAAGAGUAUAAAAUUUUAUGUAAUGUUAGUUCAUUGGAAUUUAGUGUCCAUGAAGUACUAUCGCUCUAUGAAGCGAGUAGCUAUAUUUGUGUAUAUAUGAAAAAAUUGUGCAUUGUUUAUGCAUGUCAUAGUGUGGGUGACAUUGUUCCUCAACCGGGACCUUCGACUUUUGGUCAAAGCGGCGCAGAAGUAGUAUAGGAUGUAGCUGUUACUCAGAGGAGCCUUCAUAGAGCUCUGCUCUCCCCCAGGAACAUAUUGGUGCUAUUUUUUAUUCUCCCAUAAGUAAUGGGCAGGCGAGCCAGGUCCAGUGUGAGGGUCGCGCUCCGUCCGCUGCGACGCACGCGCUGAGUGUGUAGCUGAUUUUUUAAAAUGUUUUGAUAGGAAUGGACGUGAUCGCACACAGCCUGACGAAGGUUGGGUCGGUCCCCGGGGAGCUUUGUGACUGGUAGUCGAGUGGGUCGUGUGAGUGUGAUAUUAUCACUUGGGUUUAUUCUUAGUUAGGUCAACGCCCACCUACGCCGGCAGGGGAGGUUCACGGACCUACUUAAUGGGUCUCACAAAUACACUAGUGUAUGGGGAAGUACAAGUCAUUUCCCAGUCUGUUUCAGUACGUAUAUUGCAGUGUAUAUAUAUUACAAUGUUAUAUCCCCUAAAUGUAUUAUAAGAUUUUGAAAAUAUUUUUACAGAACUGCACUAAGCACUUAAGUCAGUAACCAAGAAGGUGAAGUAUAUUGUUUCAACGUAAUUGUUUGUAUAAAGAUGAAUACAAAGUAUUUGUGCCAUUGGUAUUUACAUGCCAUGAUAUGCCAACUGCCAUCGUGAGUACUCCAUGCAAGUAGUGAUAACUAUAAUGUUGUUAGUAGUUCAUUGAAUAUAAGAAGUGUGUUCCGAGUGUGACCAUCGUGACCACGGUGCCUUCCUCUCACGUCCUGCCAACUCGUUUCUUUCACCCAUUCUGCUUUUUCAAUUUAUUUGUUACUUUAAUAUGUAUGUUUGAAAAUGUAGUAUAUUUUAAAUCUGUUAAUCAUUAUAGUGUACAUAAAAUUAAUAUUUCUGUUGAGAAUGUGCGAUCGAAGGUUGUACUGGUCGGAGCGUGGGAGGAAGCAACUUGGUCACGGACUUGAGUAGCGCCAGGAACGUAGUCCAUUACUAGCGCGUGUACUGUACAUUAUGCAGAAUAAUUAUAUUAGAAAAUAAAAAAAAUAUCUUACUA
Penaeus chinensis is the source of this 5452-nucleotide messenger RNA. RefSeq names its product homeobox protein TGIF2-like. The record is from RefSeq and is a predicted model, not a curated record. The transcript is spliced from 3 exons. Gene Ontology annotation, molecular function: DNA-binding transcription factor activity, RNA polymerase II-specific; RNA polymerase II cis-regulatory region sequence-specific DNA binding. Gene Ontology annotation, biological process: regulation of transcription by RNA polymerase II. Lineage: Eukaryota; Metazoa; Arthropoda; Malacostraca; Decapoda; Penaeidae. The coding region runs from base 1932 to 2951 and encodes 339 amino acids.